AUGGCGCGCGUGUCCCAAAAAAAGACCAACACCUCAGCCUCCCCUAUACUACCUAAGCAGCCUCCACUCGUUUCUUCCCUUGAUCCCGGGUCCAAUGACACGCCUCUUGAACCGGGCUGUCAACCGAACACUGAACCAAAUCUCGAAACGAACCACGAAACGAACCACGAAACGAACCGCGAACCGUCCCGAGCCUCCAUCACGUCCGAACAACCCAUCAUCGCCGCCGCCGGCCAGGCUUUCUCGAAUGUCCCUGCCGGCCAAAGCCAAGCCGGCGCUGCUGCUAAUGGCGCCCCAAAUACGAAAAGUCCCAUAUGUCUCACGUCGCGUCUUCUCCUCAUGGCUAACGAGGGCUCCAGCGAUAACGACAGCGACGAUGGCUUGUAUCUUGAGGAAGAUGUCGACAGCGACAGGCACGAAACUCCGGAACUGGGGCGCGGCCGGCGGAGGCCUGACAAAGAUUGUCUGGCGUCGUUGAACGGGGGAGGAUCCGAUUCCCUUAACCAUUCUCCCGACAACAGCAUCCAAGUCAACCAAGACCCCGACUCGUCUCUACUCAUGCCGAAGACCUCAUCCCGCCCCCACCCGGUCCGCCCCAAGACUUACCAGACCCCCCUUGUCGAGGACGAGAAUGACGAGGGAGUCUUGUAUGACGAAGAAGACAAGGGCGAGGACAAUGACGACGACCACGACAACCACAACGACAGCAAUGGCAAAGACGAAAAGCACAUGGCAAACGACGCUACAGCAAGACACGACCAUGACGCAUCACAUACGCUCACCGUCACCCCCGAUAUCACAACAACUGGUGACCAGAAGCUGCUCCAGGCCAUCAAACAGUUGCGCAGCGGCGCCAUGCUCACGGACAACUCCGUUCGCGCGCUGCAGACGAAGAUGGCGAAGAGCAUAGGUUUGGAUAGCAGCAUUGCCAUCGUUGGAUCCUCUGUAUUUCUUCCGAGCCCGCAAUACAACCGCCGUCCAGGCUGCCGUCACCAGUGCGCCGGGGUGUCGUUACAUCCUUGUACGCCUUCAUCCAUCAUCAAGGCCCGCCAAAGCACUAAUCCCAUGCCCUCUGUCCCAAAGCUCCAGUCCAGUCUACUACCGCCUACCCUGCUCGAAACCAAGCCGUCGUGGACGCAAGCCAUCACGCAAGGCACCAACGUUCCACUCAAUACUGUCCCCUCACAAUACCGACAACGAAUUAGAAAGCGCCUCUCGGAGCAGCAACUUCACAGCGCCCCUUCGGUCCCAAGCGGCGGCCCAUCAUCAAGGGACACGGCAUCCGGCACCACCGGCGUCCGCACUACCAUCCACUACGGCGUCAUGUACAGCACCGCCGCAGUCCCCGACCCUGUCUUCUGCACCACCGCCGCCUAUUGCACUACUAGCCUUGUCAUCAUCACACGUCGUCGACAUGCAACCCAAGACGGACCAAGGCACAACCAGGGCCGACAACUCCGGGGCCCUGCCCGGUGCGCGUGCCAGAAUUGA
This is a messenger RNA of Colletotrichum higginsianum IMI 349063, 1491 nucleotides long. RefSeq lists its product as uncharacterized. NCBI's taxonomy places the organism in Eukaryota, Fungi, Ascomycota, Sordariomycetes, Glomerellales, Glomerellaceae. The record is from RefSeq and is a predicted model, not a curated record. The transcript has 3 exons. Bases 1 to 1491 code for a protein of 496 amino acids.